CUAAUCUUGUUUUGUCUAGUUUUCAGACGGUGACGAGGCUUGUCCGAAACCUAUAGAGUACGCUGCCCAUGUGGGCAAUCCUAAUAUAGUCAAGAUUUUAUUUCCAUUGACCGAGAAAAUUCCGAGUUAUCCCGAUUGGACUAUUCGUGGAAUAACAAACUACUUCCACACCGAAGAAGCCAAGACUAAGAGAGAGGAGAGUAGGAAUGCUUACUUUCAGUUAGUUGUUGAGAAAGGUCAAAAUGCUAUGAGGAGAAAAUAUUACUCAGCUGCAGUUAAAUGGUUCAGUGAGGCAAUCUAUAUGAAUCCAAGUGAUGCAAGAAUAAGAUCAAAUCGAAGCAUAUGUUGGGCAAAGUUAACCGAACCUGCUUUCGCGUUAUACGAUGCUGAGGCGUGUGUCGAAUUGAGACCUGAAUCGCCCGAAGCUCACUAUAGAGAAGGUGUAGCAUGGAUGCUACUCAAAAAUUAUGCCAUGGCGUCGGGGGCAUUUAUAAGGGCUACUAGGCUGGAUCCGAGAAACGAGAAAAUCGGCGCAGCUUACAGAGAGGCUGUUGAUUCUUUAUAUCAUGAAAGGCUUGCAAGGCAACCAUUGGAGACACUGAACAUGAUACGAAAAGUUUUCGGAUAG
This is a messenger RNA of Erythranthe guttata (spotted monkey flower), 628 nucleotides long. The record is from RefSeq and is a predicted model, not a curated record. Lineage: Eukaryota; Viridiplantae; Streptophyta; Magnoliopsida; Lamiales; Phrymaceae.